AUGAAAUCAUUUGAUUCAUUUUAUUUAUUCCCACUUUGUAUGGGUAAAGAUAGAAAUAAUGAAGAUAAUAAAAAAUCACCAUAUUUUGUAUCACCAAAAAAAUCUCAAACAUUAAAUUGUAUUUAUGAUGAAAGAUCUCCUACUAAUGAAAUAAUAACAACACAAUCUGAAAAUAUUUAUAAUAACAAUUCUAAUAUUCCAAUUAACAUUACUAAUUCUAAAUCAUUAACAAAUUUAAAUAAUUAUUUAAAAUAUAAAAAUGAACCUGUACUAACAAUUGUUAAAUUUAAUUCUAAAAUGUUAUGCAAAUCUUCAUCAACUACUGAUAAAUCUUUAAAAAAUUAUAAUGAUAUUAUUUACAAAUCACAUUCACCUUCCCGAAUUUCAAAUUAUUAUCGUUUACCAACAUAUAAAUCUAUUAAUAAUUUUAUUUCUGAGGUUGAUGUAAACCUAAUGCUGCAACUUACGACAGAAGAAAACGCAGCACUAGAGGAACGUGAAUGUGACUCGAUUUCACCUUUACCUAAGAUAAAACAUAAACGAUUAUCUUAUCGGCAUCGUAAAGGUACUUCAUCAUUAGAAUUACCUAUAACACCAUCUACAUCAAAUAUAUCUUUAAAAGUACCUAUUUCAUCAUCUCAUGAUGAUAUACGAAAAUACCCACAAUCAUUAUCAUCAACUGCUUCUGUAUCACCAGCAGUUUCAAGAUCCGCUUCAAUAAGAAGAGUUUCUAAAUUUGGUUCAGUAUUAAGUCUUACCGUUCCUAAAGCAUUUUCGGACUUUAAACGUAAAAGUAUAUCAGAGAUAAGUUUAGUAUUUGAUGUAUUAAAAGGAAAUGCAUCUAUUAAAGAAUCAACUAAUUUUGAUGAAAUAUUACAUCCAGAAAGAGUUUGUAAUAGUACGGGUGAUCUUAGUAAUUCACGUAAAAAAGGUCGUAAAUUGAAAAGAUGGGAAAGUUAUACAAUUAAUCAUAUGCAGAAACAAAUGGUGAUUGUUCAAGAAGAAAAAGCAAUGCAUUUAGCACCAACUGAACCUAUAGAUGCUUCUAAAUUUGUUGCUUAUGUUACAGAAAGAAGAAAAAAACGAAUAUUAUUUAAAGGAGAAUAUUUGAUGAUAAUGAGAUCAUUAAAAGCUGAUAAAUGUAAAGUAGAUGUUGCUAGCUCAAUGCCUUCAGAUCGCAAUCCAUAUCCAGAUACAUUACCAUAUGAUAAUAAUAGAGUUAUAUUAAAAACACUUCCUAAUGAUGAAAAUUCACAUUACUGUAAUGCAAGUUAUGUUAAUAGUUGGGUACGUGAAAAAGCAUAUGUAGUAACACAAGCUGUUAAAACAAAAUCAGCAUCAGCUGAAUUUUGGAGACUUGUAUGGGAAUUAGGCUCAAAUUGCAUUGUUAUGUUGACAAAGGUUUUUGAUUUCAUGCGGGUUAUGUGUCUUCAAUAUUGGCCAGUUGACAAAUUUAAAUUUGGUCAAAUUGAAGUUGAAACACUAGAGACAAAAACAUAUGCUCAUUUUGUAAUUCGAACAUUUCGUCUUCGUACAUUUGAUGAACGUAGUGGUGAAGAAAUUAGAAUUGUCAAGCAUUUCCACUUUACAGAAUGGGAAUUAGAUUCAUUUCCAUACAUAUCAGCUUUCAUUGAAUUGAGGCGACGUGUACGCCAAUUUGUUGAUAAAAAUAAAGUUGAUGCACCAAUUAUAGUGCAUUGCAGGUAA
Strongyloides ratti is the source of this 1707-nucleotide messenger RNA. Its product is annotated as Receptor-type tyrosine-protein phosphatase delta. Lineage: Eukaryota; Metazoa; Nematoda; Chromadorea; Rhabditida; Strongyloididae. The record is from RefSeq and is a predicted model, not a curated record. Gene Ontology annotation, biological process: protein dephosphorylation. The transcript has 6 exons. Gene Ontology annotation, molecular function: protein tyrosine phosphatase activity. The coding region runs from base 1 to 1707 and encodes 568 amino acids.